Messenger RNA from Perca flavescens (yellow perch), 1815 nucleotides. RefSeq lists its product as uncharacterized. Gene Ontology annotation, molecular function: nucleic acid binding. The transcript has 3 exons. Lineage: Eukaryota; Metazoa; Chordata; Actinopteri; Perciformes; Percidae. The record is from RefSeq and is a predicted model, not a curated record. The coding region runs from base 174 to 917 and encodes 247 amino acids.
GCUUCUGAUACAUCUUCUAACCAACACGUAGCUCCAAGAAGAGUGAAAGUGAAACUGAACUAAACCUUUGACUCUUCAGGUAACUGAAUUUGUGUUUAUAGCAACGGCGGGAGAGGUUGGAAAAAAACGCGCGUUAGCUGCGAUGUUUGCAAGGCUUCGUGUCUGCGGCUGUAAUGGAGACCGACUCCUGGGAGGGAAGCAGGACGGUGGUUGUUUCCGGGGUGCCCGACGUGUUACCCGUAAGCAGGAUGAAUGACAAGCUGACUAUUCAUUUCCAAAGCUGCAGGAGGAGUGGAGGAGGAGACGUCCAGGUGGUCAAAUAUCCCACCAGCAUGGACCGAGUCGCUUUUGUCACUUUUGACAAAAUUGAAGAUGCAGAGAGGGUCGUGCGAAAAGAGCAACAGAUCAUGACGGACAAUGAGUUUCCUGAAGACUUCCUUCUUACAGUGUUUCCCUUCACUAGAGAUGUGUUUUUAUACGUCCCCAGCGCUAUGGUUGACCUCUCCGUAUUCGGCAGAGAUCAAUCGUCGCUGAUUCAGAGUCUGCGUUUAGCUCAUAGGUCGCUACGUUUCCGGCCUUUCCAUCAGCAGAUGAAAGCCAACAUUGAAGGGCCUUUCGCUGCCGUCCAGGCCCUGAGACAGGACCUCAUCUGCAGGGCCAGACGGCUUAAAUCCACAGUCUCAGCCCAAACUGCUGCCGCCAAACUAAAAGAAACUCCUCCUAAUCCGAGGGUAAUAUCUCAUCAGGAGUUUGUCGGCUCUGUAAGCUGCAGCGGUCCUAAAGCUAAGCUGGGACCAGCAAGCUCAAACUGCUUAUCAACGCCGCUGCAGACCACAGGUGAGGCGACUGAAGUCCAAAGCCUGCUCUCCAAUGCAAAAACUCAAAACGUUUCCUCAAGGCAAAAACGUUUCCCUUGAGAGUUUGGCUGUCGGGAGCUUUUGCGAAAGUGAUAAAGAGGAGAGAAGACAUCGGUCCAAUUUCGAAAUGCCCUCAGAAUAUAGGACCGAGAGAACAAAGGCCAACCCCAGACAAAUGCUCAAAACAGGGGGUAGAUCUUUCUUAUCAGGCCAGGACCUGCUCCUAGCAGAGGAAAUAUCAGCAAAACAGCCAGGCGAAGACGACAUUUCAGAAAAACACCGCAGCCUAGACAGGAUUUCAGCAACCAAGAUCAGAAAGAAUCACACAGGCUCCUGCUACAGCAGUACUGACUAUCUGAAGGGAUCAGAUCAGAGCAGCUCCACCUUCUUCACUGCUAAGAUCCUCCAGACCAGACUUACAAAUGUCUCACCGUCCUCCAAGAGCGAUACUGAGGAGAGCUGUCUGCAAUGUGUCCAGAGGAUCAGGAGGAUACGUGCAGGAUACGGUCGUUUGACAGAUACUUGAGAGGUCUUGAUGUGUCCGUUGAGUGUGAAGGUAGCGACCUCAAGCGGAUAGUGUUGACUGAGAGGCAAACCACCAAGACGGCCUCAAGAGUCCAGCAGGCGUCGGAGGACCUCCAGAGUUUGGUGGAGUUUUGGCCUGUCAGUUUUAGGAGUUCAACAGAUCAACUACGCUGAGGAGGAGCGGCCUGAGGAACAGAAACUGAAUCAAGCCUGCGAUGAUGUGAAUUUCCUGAACUCUAACGUGCUGUACAUGUUGGAGGAUUCUCGCAUAUAAGAGUCACCGGUCCUUCGGUAUCGAGUCACCUGUUAUGUAAGAGGGUGGAGGAUAGAAUGGCUAAACACAAAGAGAGAAUAUCAUAGAUCAGGGGUGUCAAACUCAACUUCACUAAGGGCCACACUGGAAAAUAAGAAUCACAUCAAGGGCCAGACAUGU